Thunnus maccoyii (southern bluefin tuna) is the source of this 3599-nucleotide messenger RNA. RefSeq names its product Krueppel-like factor 2. Gene Ontology annotation, molecular function: RNA polymerase II cis-regulatory region sequence-specific DNA binding; DNA-binding transcription factor activity, RNA polymerase II-specific. Gene Ontology annotation, biological process: regulation of transcription by RNA polymerase II. NCBI's taxonomy places the organism in Eukaryota, Metazoa, Chordata, Actinopteri, Scombriformes, Scombridae. The record is from RefSeq and is a predicted model, not a curated record. Bases 1335 to 2576 code for a protein of 413 amino acids. The transcript has 3 exons.
UUUUCCAAUUUACUGAGUACCAGCUUUUAAUUUGUUUCAGCAACACUCUGAUAUGGUUUGAUAUUUUUGGCCACUGGAGCAGUUGAGGUUACCUCCCUUCAUCGUUGUGGGCACAGUAAAAGAAAUCUGUCAUUAUGUUCAGAUUGGAAUCAGUAACUUUCUGUUUACAAAUCCCAUGCUGCCAUGCGUUAAGAGUACACAUUUAUGAAUGAUGGGUUGGAGGGGGGUGCAUUGAUCUUGUUCUCUCUAUUGAUAACAGUGUGAAUAUCGGACAGCCGCCUUAUUGAUACCUGAAUAUCUUCACUGUGCGGUGUGAAGUGAAGGGAGAAAAGCUGAGACUCAGCUGGCUCCUGGUGGCUGAAGCCUGCAGCAGAAAAUACAUCCUGUGCUGGUUGUUCAGCUGCGGAGGAACGGAUAAAUGGGGAGGUUUUGUGGAGAAACUGUUCCUUAACUUUGGAGUCUACCCUGAGCGGAGGCACGCAUAGGCUCUCAGUAGGCUACCUCUUCAUGUUCUGACAGAAACAGAAUUCCUCUGUCUGACAAAGAGACAAAAAGAUGGUUCAUAUUUAAGGGACAGCAUUUGUACAUACCAACAAGAUUGCUUGUUGUCAUGUGCCCAGCUACACUGUAAAUAAAUAAAUGAAGCCAACCACAUUAGAACACGAUAAUUGUCGGAAAUAAUGCUGCAUUAUCUGUGCGCGUAAAAGCGCACCGUACCCAAAUGCGUAAUACGCAUGGCACCUGCAGCAUCUCUCUUCCUCUUUGUGUGAAGCCUGUGUGCCCUUUAGUAUCGUUUUCGUUGCACUUUUUCUACCGCGUGUUAAUUGCUUAUUAUGUCUUAGUGGUGCUGGUUUAGGGGCGGUCUCUCCCUCUCUGCCCUGCCAGUUGUUGGAUAGGUUUGGCGGAGGGGCGUGACUCCUUUUCCCAGAGAAGGUUAAGUAGCUGCCCGCAGCGGAGGAGUGAGAGCAUUCCGCACCAGUCCUCCUCUGUCUCUUCCACAAGCCCUCUGUCUCUGACUCGCGGGGAAACUCGGACUUUUAUACCGAAGCUAAAUUUAGGGGGGCUGGCCGGUGCGCAGCGUCCUCAUCCUGGACGCGCUUCCUUCCUCCAGCCUCGCAUUGGUCCGAUUUGUUCAGCGAACAAUAUUUAUAAGAAAAGCAGCUCCUUCCAGGCGCACAGCUGCACAUGAGUGAAGAGCAACAGCUCAUCGGACGGCAGAAGAAGCGACGCGCUCUGUAGCUUUUUCUGGAGACUCAGUGGACUCUAGUGAUUUCCUUUAAAACUGAGAAAGUGUCUAUUCUAUUUAGGGAAGUUUUUUCUACUUUUUGUAACGCAUGGAAAUGGCCUUGAGUGGGACCAUUUUACCAUCAAUCUCUACAUUUGCCAACCAUAAGGAGAAAUGUUGGGAAGAUAGGUGGAAGGGCAGCAUGGGCAGCAUUGUGCCCGACAUUGACAGCAGCUGCCUGGGCAGAAAAGACGAAGAGGACUUGGAUAAGUUCUUGGAUCUUGAGUUUAUUCUUGCCAACACCACCGGCUCCGACAGCGCGCCAGCCUCCGGGACGGGGGCUGAGUCUUACCGGCCCCAGGAGUCCGGGGCGCCCGUGUAUCACCAGCAGCAACAGCAGCCGGCCAAUUACACCUCUGUCCAAGACAUGAACAGCCCUCCGCCGCCCUACAACAGUCUGAUGGCGGAGCUUCUUCGCUCUGACAUGGAUACCAGCUUCCUCCCCGGGAACAGCCCCAACAUCCAAGGCAGAUUCUUGAUCAGCUCCUCGCCUUUCCAGACCACUCAGGAAUUAUUCCCCGAGCAUCCGAGCAUCAAAGUGGAGCCCGCCUCCAUGGACACGUACGGACCUGUCAUGGGUCUGGUUCCUCAGAGCUGCACCAAAAUCAAGCAUGAGGGGAACGUCUCCUGUAUGAUGUCAUACGAGCAGCAGCCGCGGCUGGCCAACUCCCCGCAGGCCGCGGUGGGCAGCAUGACGCCGCCGCUCAGCCCGGACGACCUGAUGAGCUCCGAGUGCCACCAGCCCCAGAUGUGCAACUCCACCUCGCUGACGUUCCCGCAGAGCUUCCACCCACACCACCGCAGCGCGGCCGCGGGAUUUCCUCACCCGCACCCUGGGAUUCAGCUCCCUUUCCCCGGGGCGCACCAUCAUCACCAGUUCGCCGGCAUGUUUGGAGACGACGCGGCCAUGGGCAUGCAGCAGCAGCCGGCGGCCGGCCAGCGGGUCCUGCUCACCCCACCGUCUUCACCGCUGGAAAUGAUGGACACCAAGCCAAAGAGGGGUCGCCGGUCCUGGCCGAGAAAACGCACAGCGACACACACCUGCACUUUCGCCGGAUGUGGGAAGACCUACACCAAGAGCUCCCACCUGAAGGCGCACCUCAGGACACACACAGGAGAGAAACCAUACCACUGCAGUUGGGAAGGUUGCGGCUGGAAGUUCGCUCGUUCCGACGAGCUCACGCGUCACUUCCGGAAGCACACCGGACACCGGCCGUUCCAGUGCCACCUGUGUGAACGCGCUUUCUCCCGGUCUGACCAUCUGGCCCUGCACAUGAAAAGGCACAUGUGAGGAAAGUCCCGAGGGACAAAAAGACAGAAGACAAGGACUUCUAUGCACCGCAUCAGCCUGAUAAAAGAACUAUAAUAAUCCUAUGAUCAGCUAUAGAAGAAUGCUAUGCAAAUAUAUCACAGCCAUAAAUGCCUAUAGGAAUAUUAAUAGUGGUACCACUGCAGGAUCAACCACAAUACAGUAUGAUGAGGCCACUAUUGACUACACUGUAAUACCUACAGGUAUAUUAUGGGAAUAUUAUGGUGAUUUUUCAUUGGGGCAAAAGGAGCAUCCACAUGAGAUGCUCUCUUAUAUUUGUAAAAGAAAUUAUUUAAUGUUAUUUUCUGAAAUGAGAGAAAUGACAAACAAACAUGACCACAAACAACAAGCAAAAACACAACAAAUAUGACAGAAACAGAUGAGCUCUGUUCAGACUAAAGCCUUUUUAAAAAAAACUUUGUAGCUGGUACUACUUUUUGUAUGGAAUGCUGUUUAUAUAGACAACAAAAAUAAAAGGAACAUUCCACUCAACAUGUCAGGCACAUGCCACUGAAGCAACUGGAAGCAGACAAUCCUUUGAAGAGCAAUGAUCUUUUUUUUUGUAUUUUCACCAUUAGUGCCUUUUAUAACAUUUUAUUACACAUCUUACGAGUGCCAUAUUCUCCACUGGCUAAAGACAAUCAAAGUUUGAUUCUGUGUGUUAUAUUGUAAGUGUAAACAGCAAGUGAAAUAAGCUUUGAGACAAUGUUUUUUUUUCUAAAACUGCCAUUCAUUCUGUCCUCUUUUAAGGCUUGAAUUGAAUAUUGUGUCUGUGAGUCUGUCUGUUGUCUACUAGAAGUUAAAGUCAGGGUCUUACAGUAGGAAGUCUCACAGAAGUGCAUGCUAUCUCAAUGCCACCUGAUUGACAAAGGGCUACACAGUCUUUGGCAAUAAGACUUAUUUGUUUGUGUCUUGAAGAAAUGUACUACCUUGUAAAUAGAAACUUUUUUAUAUAAUGUAAAUAGUUUAUUUUAAUGUACAUAUUAAACUAAGUGAACAACAUGA